Salvelinus sp. IW2-2015 is the source of this 1032-nucleotide messenger RNA. It is a transcript of the gene tab1, whose product is annotated as TGF-beta activated kinase 1/MAP3K7 binding protein 1. The record is from RefSeq and is a predicted model, not a curated record. Lineage: Eukaryota; Metazoa; Chordata; Actinopteri; Salmoniformes; Salmonidae. Gene Ontology annotation, biological process: protein dephosphorylation. Gene Ontology annotation, cellular component: cytosol. Gene Ontology annotation, molecular function: protein serine/threonine phosphatase activity.
AGUUAAUAAAGUAUCUUYAAUGGUCGCUCUCCGUUUAGGUUACUCAAGAGUCARGAGAAGAAAGAGUAAUGAGAAGAAGCUCAGGUAUGAAGGCGAAACUUGAUUGAUUUGUACAAGUUCAGAUAUCUCCCUUUACUGCUUUUCAAGCACAUUUGACGUAAAAAUCAACGAGACGUGAAGAUCAACGUGUGCCAAUGCGCAAUCGCGGCGCAAGGUUGACGCUCAUGAAUGCAUCAAAGUUGUCCACAGAGUUCCAUCAAAGAUGGCGUCUCAGCGUCGGCAAAUGAUGCAAAGCCAUCAGAGCUGGACAGAUGACCUGCCCCUMUGUCAGAUGUGCGGGGUGGGCACGGCCCCCAACUGUACCUACGGACCCGACGGAAAGGACACCCAGAGCCACCCCAACGAGGACGGACACUUCAGGUUCAGAGGUGAGGAAGGCUGUUUCCUGUAUGGAGUGUUUAAUGGGUUUGAUGGGAGCAGAGUCUCCAGCUUCGUCUCUCAGUGUCUGACAGCAGAACUGCUUCUGGGACAGCUCAAGUCUACACACACUGACGCUGAUGUCCGCAGAAUUCUCUCACAGGCCUUCGACGUUGUAGAGAAGAGUUACUUUGAGACAAUCGGUGACGCUCUUGCAGAGAAGGCUACUAUUAUAUCUCAACUACCUGAGGGAGUAUCGUUCCACCAGCUCCCCCAGAGUCAGAAGCUUUCUGAGCGGCUGAAGGACCUGGAACAGGAAGUGUCUGGUGGAGCUACCGCUGUUGUGGCUCUGAUACACAACAACAAGCUCUACAUCGCCAACGUGGGUACCAACCGGGCCCUGCUGUGUAAGUCGACCAGCGACGGUCAGAACCAGGUGAUCCAGAUUGGACGACCUCACACCACAGAGAACGAGGACGAGCUACAGAGACUGGCUGGGCUGGGUCUUGAUGUGUCUGGUCUUCGUCAGGCGACUCUGAUAGCUGGUCAGAGCAGCACCAGGAGGAUUGGAGACUACAGGGUUAAAUAUAACUACGCAGAUAUAGAUCUGUUGAG